UUGUGACGCCGAAGAAGAAGCACGUGCAGAGGUAGCACGCAUUAAUUUUGUCGUCUUCCUUCUUUUGGUCCCAUCAUCCUCCAGUGUGACUUGCCGGCUUCCUUGCCACCAUUAGUGUACCCUCUGAUGUUCUCCGUCACUUCACCAGGACAGAAAUGUGGCCAUCCAUUUCUCUGACCGCCUUAUUUCUUGUCUCCUGCGCCCACGCGUUCAACAAAUCUCGUCUUCUGGAACUAUUUCCUUCGAACUAUACCGACGAAACGAUACCACCCUCGACUGGACAACCCCUACCUGUUUACAUCAACUUGGAAAUUCUUCAAACUGGCAGUAUCAGCGAAACCAAUUCGCAUUUUGAGCUGCACAUGUACAUGUUCGAGCAGUGGCGCGACUCGAGGUUGGCCGACGUAGGCGACCCGUCACCGGGAGUGAUUCUACCGACCUCGAUUGCCGAUCGUCUCUGGACGCCUACAAUAGCGUUUGACAACGCUAAGCGUGCGUCUAUCGCAACCGCUGUACGUCGUACCGUUCUUUUCAAGGAUAAGAAUCUCCUAAGGAUCACAAGAUACCAUUUCGACGUCCAGUGCGACAUCGAUGUAACCUUCUUCCCCUUAGACGUUCAGCGUUGUCCGUUCACCAUUCGCUGCUUGUUCGACACUAGCCACAGGGUGAAGCUGCAGUGGACCAGUGAUGCGGCUGUACGGGAGAUCGCGCAAGUGAAGAGCAUCGUCAUGCGGAGUGAUAACGAGGAUUCCAGCUUUUCAAUGGAGACACCCGUGACAGCGUCUACGAAGCUGGUGCUUCCAUCUGGUACAUUUUCCGUUCUCAACGUCAACUUCACCUUCCGACGUGAACUGACGUCUCAGGUGUUCAAGAAGUAUCUUCCCAGCAGCUUGGUGGUUAUGCUGUCCUGGGCCGGCUUCUGGAUCGACAUUGCCGUUGUACCUGCGCGCGUGAUCCUCGGUAUCACGUCGGUGCUGACGAUAGUGACGCAAAUAACGCAAGCCUUUGACGUCACAUACGUCACCUUCUUGGACCUGUGGCUGUUUACGUGUGAGCUAAUGGUUAUCGCCGCCGUACUGGAGUUCGUUGUGGCGUACACCAUGGCAAAGCCGAAGAAGCAGCCGGCACCUGCUGCUCACACUGCGUACGAUAUUUCUGCGACGACACCGGAUGCGAGGCAGGAAAAAAACAUCAAGAAGGCAUUGCAUGAGCUGCUGAAUAAGAAUAUUGGGGCUGUCAAGACCGAUGUGGAUGGAUUCUGCCAGAUGGCGUUUCCCAUUACGUUUCUCGCGUUCGUCGUCUGGUACUGGGCGAUGCUCGUCUACUUCACAAUGCCUAGAGAUGACGAGGACUAACCUUUAACUUUAAAAUAAUGUAACAGAA
Ornithodoros turicata is the source of this 1383-nucleotide messenger RNA. Its product is annotated as glycine receptor subunit alpha-4-like. Gene Ontology annotation, cellular component: neuron projection; plasma membrane; synapse. The record is from RefSeq and is a predicted model, not a curated record. Gene Ontology annotation, biological process: signal transduction; nervous system process; chemical synaptic transmission. Lineage: Eukaryota; Metazoa; Arthropoda; Arachnida; Ixodida; Argasidae. The transcript is spliced from 8 exons. Gene Ontology annotation, molecular function: chloride channel activity; transmembrane signaling receptor activity; excitatory extracellular ligand-gated monoatomic ion channel activity. Bases 156 to 1355 code for a protein of 399 amino acids.